CUGUAAUUUAAAACCGGAACAAACGAAAACAAAAAGCAGGGACCAGCUGUGGAGUGUUUCUGCUUUUCCUGGAGUGUUUUGAGCACUCUCACUGAGAAGCGCUGGCCGUGAAACAGCAUCGUCUAAAUCAGCACAACUGGACGCAGAAUAAUGCCACAUUAGCAAAAACCCAACAGUUUAAUGCUUUUACUUUUUUCAACACCUUUUCUCGCCUUUAUUACUUUAAGUUGUGAUGAAGGGUUUCGGUUGUGCCAGCUUGAGGAUGAGGAGGAGGAGAAGCAGCAGCGGGGCAGCCGGGCUGCUGUGGCCGCUGCUCGGUGCGUGUCUCUGGGCUUCGGUGGUCGGGUACAAGCCGGUAAUCAUCGUGCACGGUUUGUUCGACAGCUCAGGGGAUUUUAUAAACUUACAGCGGUUCAUUAACGAGUCUCAUCCAGGGACAAACGUGACCGUCAUCGACCUGUUUGACAAGGGCGCGAGCCUGGAGCCCAUGUGGAAACAGGUGGAGGGAUUCAAGGCAGCUAUCUACCCAAUAAUGCAAAACGCAGCAGAUGGGGUCCACUUUAUCUGCUACUCUCAAGGCGGUCUGGUUUGCAGAGGGAUCCUCUCCACUCUGUCUGACCACAACGUCCACUCCUUCAUCUCCCUGUCCUCACCUCAAGCCGGGCAGUACGGAGACACAGACUACUUAAAGUACCUCUUCCCUCAGUUUGUGAAGUCAAACCUCUACCACUUCUGUUACACUGCAUUAGGUCAGAUGAUAUCCAUCUGCAACUAUUGGAACGACCCCCACCACAGAGACCUCUAUGUCAACAGCAGUGAUUAUCUGGCUUUGCUCAACAGUGAGAGACCCAACCCAAAUUCAACAGAAUGGAAGAAGAACUUCCUCAAAAUCAAAAAGCUGGUACUGAUUGGAGGACCGGACGAUGGAGUCAUCACGCCCUGGCAGUCGAGCCAGUUUGGAUUUUAUGACGACAACGAGACGGUUGUUGAAAUGCAGCACCAAGAACUGUAUUUGAGAGAUGUUUUCGGGCUGAAGACGUUGGCGGCUCGCGGAGAUCUGAUCCUCUGCUCUGUUCCCGGCGUUCAGCACGUCUGGUGGCACUCCAACGAGACCGUGUUCCAUACAUGCAUGGAGAAGUGGCUGGUGUAGCACAAAACCUCUUCACAGCACACACAUGCAGACGGACACACAGAAAAACACACAAAAACGGUCGACCUCUACAGCCUCGGUUGUAGUUUCUUCUGUAGGACAUGAGCUGAUAUUUUGGGGGGAUUACAGCUGUGAAAGAUCAUUUGGUGAUGUCAGGAUUUAUUUUAAACCGUCUUUCAUUUUAAUCUUAUUUAACAUUUAAGGAGAAAGUUUAACAUUAGGGGAAAAAUUGUGUUACCUCUCUCUCUUUUAUGUGUACAAUACAUGUUAGGCUAUACCAGAAGCAGCUUAGCUUAGCUUUGCACAAAUAAUGGAAAUAAAGGGAAACAUCUAGCCUGCUUGUGUGUGACGAGGACAAAACCAGCACUUUUAACUUCACUCACUAACUUGUUUAUUUUAUUCGUCUGAAUAAAGUAAGUGUAAAAUGAUAUUGGCAACUAUUAGUGGCGACUACUAGUGGGCUAAGAAGGUACUGCAGGAAGGCUACAGUCAUGAUUGAUAGAUCAAUAGAUGGAUACUUUGCUGAUUUAUAUUCAAAUUUUGUGUUAUAGACAGUGCUUUAAAAAAACAAAACAAACAGAAUACAAAAUAAAAAUGAGGUUAAGGAGAGUAGAAAGUAUCACACUGCAGAUUGCUUUAAUAAAUAAUAUGUACUCUAUAAAUGUAAGAAACAUUUGGAGGAAUGGUUAAUCUGCAGACAUUUCCUGGAGUCCAGCUACCAACAUAAUGUUGCCAGCAUUUUAAAACCCCAAAAAUAUCACCAUCACAAUUUAAUUUUUGGGUGCAUUAACAAAAAAAACCAAAAAACAUUUAACAUGUUAUUCAGUGGGCUUAAGAGUGCUGGUAGGCAGAUUUAAUGCAAUUCAUUAAUAAAUUUUUAAUGACAACACAGAUCCAGGCUAGUGGCUUUCAGCUGCUAUGUUGAGCUAACGCUCUCCAUUUAUUCCCACUGAUGUCACCUUUGCGAACGACGUGAGUCCGGCCCUCACCGUCAUACGUAGAUGGUAUGAAAGAUGGACGUUUCUAAGGUUGUUAUAACUAAAACUAAACUAAAAAUUAAAACUACAUAUUAAUAAAAUAAAAUGAACUAAAACUAAUUUAAAAAAAUAGAGGACAUGAUAAUGGUCGGACAUGUUUACUGAGACUGUGGAUGUUUACAUAGAUUGAAACUAAUAAAAACUAAAACUAAACAUUUUUAAACAAUAAAAGCUUCAGAACUGAAUUAAUUUAUCCAACCCUGGAGGUACGUUCAUGUUUUAUACUGUCUGCGGUGUCGUUUCGGCUUGUAGUGCACGUGUUGUUCUUGUUUGGGUGGGUUGUAUCAGUACAGGGAUCAGGGAUUUCCAUACAUCUUUUCAAACUGCUUGAAAGGAUACGAUUUUCUGGAGAAACCUUUACCAUAAUCUAACCUGUAGCAUUAUCUCGACCAAGUCUUGAUUCAUAAAGGGGAAAAAAAGCACAUUUCCCAAAUUGUUACACUUCUCCUCAUGUAUUUAUUUUUAAAAAAACCACAUUGUUGCUUUUGGAGAAAUCCAGCACAUCGCUGCCUGUUUGGUGAUGGCUGUCAGAAGGGGUUUUAGCUGCUUUUCUGACUUUAAAGGAGCACUCCAACAAUUUUUCAUUGUACCAUUACAAGGGACAAGAGUGCUAGCAGUCAUCGUAGCAGAGGAUUAAGGAUAUGUUGAAUUUUAUUUACAAGUGUGAGUCCAGUUUGUUGUUACGUUCUUCCUGCCUGUUUCAUGGCAAACCUCCAGUUUUAAUGCGGGCUUUGAGGUAAGUGAGCUGUAGUUGUCCAGCUGAGCUCACCAGUGUUGCUGUAUCAGCAAAGUUGGCGGCAUGCCCCUUUUUAUUUGAAUAAAAAUAUUAGUUUAUCACUUUAAAAGCAUGCAGUGUAUCAGACUGUAUGUUUGACUGCUCCAUCAAACAUACCUCCAAGCCGCCACACAAACACGACAGUGCCUGAGCGACGUUAAGUCGUCUACAUGUUGAGACUUACUGCCCCGCUCGUCUCGCGUUGAGUCAUUUAUACGUUUUUCAUUCCUCCAUCUUUAACCCCGGUGUCUAAUUCAGAGUGAGCCUCCGAUCUUAUCAUCAGUUUAUUAUAACUAUCAUGCAGUGCUUUGGACCUUUACUCCAUCGCUUUUGUAGAUGAAGCCUUAAUUUUUUUCCCCCCUACAUGCCUCAGUAUUUCAUGCCCAUUACCAAAGUGCUAUGACACACUGCCUUUAGUGACGGUGCUAAAAACAAUGAUAGGGAGGGGUGGCAUUGGGCAUAAUAAGACUAGAGAGUGGCAGUGAUAUGUUAGUGUUUACUGGUCCACCGAACCUCCCAUCACAUUUAGAUAUCUCAGGCCUUUUAGCAACCUUCAUGUUCCUUCUUUUCUGUUGUUUAAGGGAUUCAUUUGUAACACUUUUAAUUUAUACUUGUCGUUCUUAUAUUUCUCAAAAGGACAAAAAGAGGAGCGUGUAUUUGUAAGAUCAAACAGAAAAAAAACUUAAUGGUUAAGUAUGAAUUGCACAUUGUAAAGAGAAGGGAUGUUGUUAAGAUAGGGAUAAUUUUAUCUGUGUUCAAGCUACUAUGUUAAUGUUAUUGCAUCUGUUGUUCAUGUAUGCUCGUGCAAAGCCAGAGCUGACCUAAUCGCAUCAGAUGUGGAUAGAAGGGGGACAUCCCUUCUAUCUGUUUAAUUUUCUUAUUACUAACAAAUAAUAAAUGUGGAUAUGGACACUUUUUUAAAUCCUAAAACAUAAAGUACUAUUUUAACAGUUUCUACCGUGUUUGUGUUAUAAAUGAACAGGUGUCAAAUGCUGUCAGGUCUUCAAUAAAAGACAGUUUUGAGCAUU
This is a messenger RNA of Neolamprologus brichardi, 3990 nucleotides long. It is a transcript of the gene ppt2b, whose product is annotated as palmitoyl-protein thioesterase 2b. Gene Ontology annotation, molecular function: thiolester hydrolase activity. Lineage: Eukaryota; Metazoa; Chordata; Actinopteri; Cichliformes; Cichlidae. The record is from RefSeq and is a predicted model, not a curated record. Gene Ontology annotation, cellular component: lysosome.